This is a messenger RNA of Nannospalax galili (Upper Galilee mountains blind mole rat), 1131 nucleotides long. It is a transcript of the gene Cmtm5, whose product is annotated as CKLF like MARVEL transmembrane domain containing 5. Lineage: Eukaryota; Metazoa; Chordata; Mammalia; Rodentia; Spalacidae. The coding region runs from base 430 to 915 and encodes 161 amino acids. The transcript has 5 exons. Gene Ontology annotation, cellular component: membrane. The record is from RefSeq and is a predicted model, not a curated record.
AGAACGUUAGGUUAUGGAAGGGGGGACAUAGGUGUCUUCAGGCUUAUGUUGCUGGUGAACUCCUCACUCUACUGUCUGUCCCUGUCUCUCUGCUUACCUCCUAGCUCCUCUAAUUUCUUUCCCACUUCCUUCUGUCCCUUUUCUGUCCUUCUCUAGACUGGGUUACGCUGGAGGAAGAGGAGGGUUAAACCAUGGCUCUCUUACUCCUCCCCAUUCCUCCUAGGGGCCUUGCAACCACUCUGGGCAGCUGUGUGAAGCCAAUCUGGGCAGGCCUCCCCUCCCUGCAGACUUCCAGAGCCCCACAGCAAGCCCCAGCUUCAGCUCCAGGCUCUCCAAGUGCCUUCUUGUUCCUGUCUGCUUUCUUAUCCACCAGGUUUCUGUUUCCCUUCCUGGGCUUUUGGGGGUCGGGUGUGGGAGGGUCUGUGUCUUAUGGGCCUCACAGAGAUGUUCAGUGCUUGGGAUCGCCGGGACCCACCCCCAGAGCAAGGAGCAGCUGCAGAGCUCCAGGGCUUCGGUGUGGACAAGACCUUCCUGUCUUCUUUCAAAGGCAUCCUGCUGGAAACUGAGCUGGUUCUGACCUUCAUCAUCUUCAUCUGCUUCACGGCCUCCAUCUCGGCCUAUAUGGCCGCAGUGAUGCUAGAGUUCUUCGUCACCCUCGCCUUCCUCUUCCUCUAUGCCACCCACUACUACCAGCGCUUCGAUCGGCUUAACUGGCCUUGUCUGGACUUCCUCCGCUGUGUCAGCGCCAUCAUCAUCUUCCUGGUUGUCUCCUUUGCUGCUGUGACCUCAAGGGAGGGAGCUGCCAUUGCUGCUUUUGUUUUUGGAAUCAUUUUGGUUUCUGUCUUUGCUUAUGAUGCUUUCAAGAUCUACCGGACUGAGCUGGUGCCCAGGGCCACCCAGGGGGACCAGCAGUGAUUCCAAGGUUACCUGGCUCCCAAGACCAGAUGUUUUUCCUUUGGAUUCGCUGGACUUUGGUGCCCAUCACCUACCCCAUGCCUACAGAGAUGUGUGCUUGAGGAAUCACUGGGGACAUAUCUGUGGAAACUGGUGUUGUGGGGGUUUGUACUUGAUGAAGUUCUAGGGACUGGGUGUAGGUUGCUGUGCCCCAAGUCAUUCCCAAAUUAAAACAUU